CACAAAGACACAACGUACACUGGAGCUGCUUCACAUCAGCCUAUUUUAUAGCAUAACAUUGUCAAAGUUAAGUCAAAGCAAUUCAUAUAUGGAUUGAUUUUUUUUUAUUCAAAAUGAAUAUGAAGACUAAGUGGGAUCUCUAACUGUGAGGGUCCAGUGGGAAGCCAGUGCCCCCUAGUGGCUGAAGUUGUAGUUUAAGGGUUUAUGGGGGGAAUAUCAACUGAUUUAUAAUCCUGCCACACAAACACUAAAAUGUAAUUCACGCACAGUCUUUGAAAUAUUAUUAUUUUGAAUGGAGAAAGGGCCGUUUCAAAAAUGUUUUGCCCACCCUUCUAUAUCAAACAAGGGGAGAUUCAUGUUAUAUUCACUUCAGUCUAGACUGAGGAACAGUGAGAGGAGAAAAUAAUAAUUAGACAGGGUGGCGGGUUGUCUCUCGAGUUAUGUGGUGCUAAUAAUAACUCUUUACAACUCAUUUAUUUAUCUGUGCCUCCUUUUAUGGGAGUGUACAGAUUCAGGAACAUCAUAUCAUUGAAGAAAGAGGGGAGGUAAUUGGGGUCUGUCUCAUAGAUUGUGUGUGUGUGUGUGUGUGUGUGUGUGUGUGUGUGUGUGUGUGUGUGUGUGUGUGUGUGUGUGUGUGUGUGUGUGUGUGUGUGUGUGUGUGUGUGUGUGUGUGUGUGUGUGGGGGAUGCUAGCGGUGGGAAGCCCUGUCUCUUUGACAUCUGAUCAAUAAGUGGCUGAGACAGGAAGAGAGGCCAGGGAUUACCGAUCUAAUUGGACUGAGAAUAGGGAGGACGGGAACACACACACACACACACAAAACACACACACAUAGUCUAGAUGCAUGCUCACACACUAGAUAGAUCUGUCAGACUGUGGCGAUAUGUUCAAAUAUACAAAUCACACUCACACGUGCAUACGGCAUGGCAGCAUCGUAUCUCACACCCUGCCAUCCAGCGACAAUACAUCACCUGACAGGAGUGGUGAGAGACCAAAAGGGAAUUUGCGUUUCCUGAAGCUGCUUCUGUCCAGGCGAGCUAACUGGCUGCAGAAAGAUUUAGAGGAGAUGACCCCGCUCCACCUUGCCACCCGACACCCCUCCCAAAAAGCCCUCGCCUUGCUGCUUAAACACAUCGGACCUGGAGAGGUUGACACCCAAGACAAGAACAAGCAAACGGCUCUCCACUGGUCGGCUUUUUAUAACCGACCAGAACACGUUCGCCUCCUGAUCAAGCACGACUCCAACAUUGGCAUCCCAGACAGUGAGGGCAAGAUUCCUCUGCACUGGGCAGCGCACAGUCAGGAGCAGAGCGCUACACAGACUGUCCGCUGCAUACUGGAGGCAGCUCCCACUGAGUCCCUGCUGAACUGGCAGGACUAUGAGGGGCGGACCCCCCUGCACUUUGCGGUUGCUGACGGUAACGAGGCAGUGGUGGAGGUGCUGACGUCUUACGGGGGUUGUAAUGUGACAGCUUAUGAUAACCUCUUCAGAACCCCGCUGCACUGGGCAGCUCUGCUCGGCCAUGCCAAAAUAGUCCACCUGCUGCUGGAGAGAAACACUUCAGGCACUAUUCCCUCAGACAGCCAAGGAGCAACACCUCUGCACUAUGGGGCUCAGAGCAACAAUGCUGAGACAGUGGGUGUGUUUCUGUCCCACCCGUCUGUCAAGGAUGAACCCGACCUGGAGGGGAGGACGGCUUUUAUGUGGGCCGCUGGGAAGGGCAGUGAUGAUGUCAUCCGCACCAUGCUGGCCCUCACCCCUCACAUUGACAUCAACAUGGCCGACAAGUACGGAGGCACCGCACUGCAUGCGGCCUCCCUGUCAGGCCAUGUGAGCACAGUGAAGCUGCUGCUGGAGCGGGGAGCGAUGGUCGACUCUUUGGAUGUAAUGAAACACGCGCCGCUGUUUCGGGCUUGUGAGAUGGGACACAGAGAUGUCAUUCUCACACUCAUCAAAGGUUCUGCAAGCGUGGACCUGGUAGACGUGGAUGGUCACACUGCGUUGCAUUGGGCAGCUCUUGGAGGCAAUGCUGAGGUCUGCCAGAUACUCAUGGAGAAUGGGAUCAGUCCCAACGUACAGGACCAGGCAGGACGGACUCCUCUGCAGUGUGCUGCUUAUGGCGGAUACAUCACCUGCAUGGCUGUGCUCAUGGAGAACAAUGCUGAUUCAAACAUACAGGACAAGGAGGGGCGGACAGCUCUCCACUGGUCAUGUAACAAUGGCUACCUGGACGCUGUGAAACUGCUGCUGGGAUACAACGCCUUUCCUAAUCACAUGGAGCACACUGAGGAGAGGUACACCCCUCUGGACUACGCUCUGCUGGGGGGGCACAGUGAGGUGACUCAGUUCAUGCUGGAGCACGGCGCUCUGUCCAUAGCAGCCAUCCAGGACAUCGCUGCUGCCUCCAUCCAGGCGGUCUACAAGGGCUACACCGUCCGCAAGGCCUUCAGGGAGAGGAAGCAGCUCUUCAUGAGGCACGAGCAGCUGCGCAAGGAUGCAGCCAAGAAACGAGGAGAAGAAGAACAGCGCAGGAGAGAAGCUGUGCAGCUAGUCUCUGUGGACGCUGCAGAGAAGAGAAGGGGCCCUUUGGUGAAAACAGAGCAGGACCAACUUGUGAAUAUUAUAGAGGACUUAUCCAUAAAUGACUCUGUGGUGGAAAAAAAGAGAUCAUCAAAAGCUGAACGCACCAGAAGCAAAGAGGAGAGACUCAAAGCCCACAAGAGCAAAUCCUCCAGAAAAAGUAAAGCAUCUGAACCACAUGAGGUUCAUGAUGCUUUGAUCCGCCACUGUCAUGUGCCCGGUGCUCUCCAGACCACCAGGCUGAGGGAGCUCUCUCCUGCCGGCUGCAGCCCUCCACCCAGCCUCAAACCUCGACCCCCCUCCACGCCCAGAGUCAGGGAACGCCCCUCUUCAGGCACGUGCAUUCCUUCCAUCAGCGUCGCAGGGACAGACACUAUUAACAGAGAAUUUAUCCCUCUGAGAAAGAAGGAUGCUCACAUGACUGUGCACACUGCCGCUGGCAAGGAUGAUGCCCCCGCUGCUCUACAAAAGCACAGAAACCACAAAGAGCAGACUUCAGAAAAGGCCGCCACCAAAGACCAAACUCUCAUUCCCUCAUUAAGAGGCAGUUCAUCUUUAGAUCAUAAAAGCCCCUCAAGAAAGACUCAGUCUGCCACACAAGCACCCAUCUCAACACGCACGCACAAGGAACACAACAAAGAGCAGCGCAGGCGGAGGAAUGAGGCUGCGUGCAUCAUCCAGCGAGCUUGGCGGAGGUUCCACACACGCAGAAGGAGGAAGGUACAAGCCUGCAAAGAGGCGGAGUCAAGUGAUUCAAACCACGCCCACAAAGGGAAGAAGAUGGACAUCCGAGCCCAACCCGCCAAACUGUCAGCGAGUAAGAGCUCAGUUCUACAAAGUAUCUACGGAAACUCUAUGGCCAGAAGGGAGCGCUCACUUCAGGGCUCUCAGUCUCAGCUGCUCCUGGAGAUGCCUUUCCGCACCCAAAGCCAGCUGAGCGGUAUCGAGGGUGUGCAUCUGACUGACACCAUGAAUCAAUCCAAGCAGUACUCUUACCACCUGAGGCCACACAGCGCUGGACAAGGGACCACAGGCCGGGGGAAACAUUGAAACCCCACACACACACACCUCAUGUUCUUUGAUGUUUUCUCAGCUGGCUGGCGGCCUUCCCUCUAUAGAAUUACUUUACACAUUGUUCGCUCAAUGUGCCAAGCUUUCUAAAAUUAAGCCAUAUGACAUCAGAGGCAUGACCUCACAGGGUGGGGUUAAGUCUACAGAAAUGGUGUGUGUAAAAGAUAACCUUUCAUCCAUUGUGGAACACACACACGCCUUCCCACUCGUUCUCCAUCGCUCUCACACACACUGCGAUAACCUUUCCUCCUGUUGUGGAGAAUGAGGCAGUCUAUCAACAGCCGGUCAUACAGAUAGCCCACCUGCAGCCACACACACACACACUUACAGUUGCUCUCCACACAAGUCUCUAAAGAAACAUUUGUGUUUCUUUACUAUGAAUUUUGUAUUACUUUAAUAUGCAUUUGCACAAUAAUAAUCCAUCUUGUGUAAUUUGAUAUACCUGAAUGUUGUUGUUUUUUAAAAUGUGUAUUAUAAGAAAUAAAACAAAUAUUGACAGAA
Messenger RNA from Gymnodraco acuticeps, 4150 nucleotides. It is a transcript of the gene invs, whose product is annotated as inversin. The record is from RefSeq and is a predicted model, not a curated record. Gene Ontology annotation, cellular component: ciliary inversin compartment. The transcript is spliced from 16 exons. The coding region runs from base 881 to 3628 and encodes 915 amino acids. NCBI's taxonomy places the organism in Eukaryota, Metazoa, Chordata, Actinopteri, Perciformes, Bathydraconidae. Gene Ontology annotation, molecular function: protein binding. Gene Ontology annotation, biological process: protein localization to ciliary inversin compartment.